Ctenopharyngodon idella (grass carp) is the source of this 3816-nucleotide messenger RNA. RefSeq names its product complement C3-like. Gene Ontology annotation, cellular component: extracellular region. NCBI's taxonomy places the organism in Eukaryota, Metazoa, Chordata, Actinopteri, Cypriniformes, Xenocyprididae. The record is from RefSeq and is a predicted model, not a curated record. Gene Ontology annotation, molecular function: endopeptidase inhibitor activity.
UUAACUCUAACUGUUUCAGGUAGCCCUUCACUACAGGCAGCAUGGUAUCUUUACGGUGAACAAGUGCGAGGUGUUGCAUAUGUGCAGUUUGGUAUUGACAUGAAUGGUCAGAAAAGGAGAAUCACUUCUAUGAAGCAACUGAACGAUCUGAAUGGAGGAAAAGUUAGUUUGACUAUGGAGGAGAUAAAGAAUGUCUAUCCUAAUACAAGCAGCCUACUGGGAUAUUCUGUGUACGUCAAAGCGUCAGUAAUGACCAGCUCAGGUAGUGACCUUGUGGAAGCAGAGAAAUCCGGCAUUAAAAUAGUGAUGUCACACUAUGUGCUCUCCAUCAGGGACACACCCAAGUAUUUCAAACCAGGCCUUCCGCUAGGCAUAGUGGUUACAGUGAGUAACCAAGAUGGAUCUCCAGCCCCCAAUAUCCCUGUUAAACUCAACUUCCUUCAAAAACCAAUUAAAACACACAGAGGCACUAUCAGGGUCUCCGUCAACAUGCCUGACGAAGAUGAGAAUCAAAUGUUGAAGGUAGAAACAGCACUUCCUGGUGUGAAUGCAGAAAAUCAGGCUGUACAGGAGAUGACUCUGGAGCCAUAUUUAGGUUUUAACGGCUACAGUAAGAACUACCUGCACAUCUCAGUGGGCAACAAACAAGUGGCGGUGGGCAGCAGUCUUAACAUCAAAUUGACCAUCAAAACUGCCUUGCCAGAACACAGAAAGCUUGUGAAGCAGCUGACAUAUGUUGUGAUGAACAAAGGGAAAAUAAUAACAGCUUCUAGGGUAGAUGUAUGCCAGACUGACACAAAUAUUCCAUUACUAGUUACCACAGAGAUGUUACCUUCAUUCAGGCUGGUGGCGUACUAUAUUUUGCCAUGGCAACUACAUGCAGAAGUGGUGGCAGACUCAGUGUUUGUGGAUGUGGAGAACCAGUGUGUAGGCUCACUCAGUUUAGGACCAGUGGAGGGAGAAAAACUCAAUUCGUACUUACCAGGCAGAAGCUUUAAAUUUCAAGUGAAGGGUGACCCGGGAGCAAAGGUUAGCCUGGUGGCUGUGGAUAAUGCCAUCUUUCUGCUGAGUAAAAACCACCUGACGCAGAGAAAGGUGUGGGAGGCGGUGGGUCAGGGAGACAUGGGCUGCACCGCAGGAGGAGGCCGGGAUAGUAUGGGUGUUUUCAGCGAUGCGGGACUGGUGUUUUAUUCCAGCACAGGAGGAUACAAUAACUCUGGAUCAGAUCAUAGCUCCAAAAAAAGAACAAUGCUGGAACAAAGAGAGAAGUUGGAGAAGAUCUAUUCUGACGAGUCCCUGCGGAGGUGUUGUGUGGACGGCAUGAGGGAGAUUCCCAUGCACUAUUCAUGCUUGCGUCGCUCUCUCUAUAUCACCGAGGACUGGUGCUGCAUGUUAGCUUUCCUCCACUGCUGUGUGGAGUACCGAGGGGAGGAGCUUGAUGUCGUGACCGGGCUUCUAGAAGAAGAAAGAAUAAACAGCUGCCGUAUGGCUCGUCUGGCCUCAUUUGAAGGACAGGACAUGGAGGAGGAAGAUGAGGAUUUAGCUGAUGUGCACACCAAGUUCUUUGAGUCGUGGCUGUGGACUGACAUCAGACUGCCCAGUGUAGCCCAGUCAGAUGGGCUGGCUGUAUUUCCAGUGGAAACCGUUCUUCCUGACAGUUUCUGUGUAGCCAAACCCUAUAACGUGCGUGCAUGGAGGCCGUUCGUCAUAGACCUGCAUGUGCCUCACUCAGUGUCCAGAAAUGAACGUGUGCAAAUCAAAGCUGUGGUCCACAACUACAUGGACAAAAACCUGAAGGUAAUGGUGAUCCUGAGUAAGACAGAGGGCAUGUGUAGUGUGGCAUUUAGAAGACCCCACAGACAGCAGGUGUUGGUGCCGGCCAGCUCCUCCAAGCUCAUCACAUACACCAUCAUCCCCCUUAAGACAGGAGAGCUCCCCCUAGAGGUCAUGGUCAUUGCACACAGUUUUAUUGAACUGGAUAGAGUGAGGAAGAAUCUACGUGUUGUAGAAGAGGGCAUCCAGAGAAUUGAGUCAAGAAUCUUUGUGUUGGACCCCUCUGAGAAAGGAAACAAUGGGAUUCAGGUGAUAAAACUGAAGAAAACUGAGUUAAACUCAGUGGUACCAAAUUCAAAGCCUGAGGCAUUCAUCAAUGUCAGAGGUGAUUUGCUGGCACACUGCAUAAAUAAUUCCAUGAAGGAGGACUCACUGGCGGCUCUGAUCCGUAUGCCUAGAGGGUGUGUCGAGCAGAACCUGGCCGGAAUGAUGCUGCUCCUCAUCGCAGUCCGUUACCUAGACCACAGUUUAAACUGGGGCACUGUGGGACUAAACCGCAGAGACGAGGCCAUCAAAAACAUACAAAUAGGUUAUGAAAAUCAGCUUGAUUUUCGAAAGGAUGAUGACUCGUACCCUUCCUACAACAAAGCAGGCAGCAGCACGUGGAUCACUGCAUUCGUGCUGAAGGUGUUCUCCAUGGCACACUCUUUCAUCAGUGUCAGUGAGAGGCAUCUGUGCGGCCCACUGCGAUACCUGCUCUACAAACAGCGUCCAGAUGGAUCCUUUCAGGAGGACAAUGAGGUCUACAUCAUCACAUUGAAGGGAGGCCUGCAGGGCUCUGAAUCCAGAGAGAUUCUGACGGCAUUCGUGCUCAUUGCUCUGGCAGAGACACCAAAUUCUGUGUGCUGCCAAGAGUCACCGACCAACAUAAAGAGCAGUUCCAGAAAAGCAGCGAUGUAUCUCCAAAAGCGCUUCCCCCACCUGAAGAGGCCGUACUCAGCGGCUAUAGUCUGCUACGCUUUAGCAUUAUCUAACCACAACUGCACGAAGAGCAUGUUGCUAAACUUGGUACUGUUUCAUAAGAAACAGUCUCUCUCUCUUCUUUUAUCUGCCUUCUUCUGUCAACAGAUCGUACCCAUUCCUGACUCUAACAAUGAAUGCUUUACACUGGAAGCUACCGGCUACGCAUUGUUAGCACUGAUCAAAGGAGGUCACGUGAAUGAGGCGAUGGCUCCAUUUCGAUGGUUAAAUGAGCGUCGUGAUAAUGGAGGAGGCUACGGCUCUACUCAGUCCACUAUAAUAGUGCUACAGGCCCUGUCUGAGUACCUAGUGAAGUGGCCUCCUCCUUCCAAACGUACAUUAAAGGUGGAGCUCCGUGUGCCUGGUCGCAAAAGUAUUCAGUGGACCUUCCUACCAAAAGUGGCUCAUAAGCUUCAAACUGCUCAGGUACCUUUUGACAAGGAAUUGACAGUGGUGGCUACUGGGAAUGGCAAGGGAAUUCUGGAGGUAGUGACGGUGUACCACCAACUUCUUGAUGCCUGCGAGAACAGCACGUGUAACAGUUUCCAGCUCAAUGUCUCUAUCGUUAAAACUGAAAAUCAUCGGCCAGAUGUAGAAAACACCUACAAGCUUACUAUCAGAGUGAGGUCUCUGGAAGAAAGGGCGAAAAUGGUGAUUCUGGAUAUUGGCUUGCCCACCAGCUUUGAGCCUGACAACUCAGACUUGGAGCAGCUCAUGAGUUCAGUGGAUCAAUACAUCAACAACUUUGAAGUGGUGGACAACCUGAGCGACAGAAGAUCCCUCAUAAUUCACCUGUUUGAGGUGUCCAGUACUCGGACAGACGUGAUCUCGUUCAGACUGCAUCAGAAAUUUAAAGUGGGGCUUCUUCAGCCAUCCACUGUCACAGUUUACUAUUACUACAACAAAGAUAAGCGCUGCAGCAGGUUCUACUCUCCUCCUGAAGACCAGCAGCUGCCUGAUCAGCUCUGCAAAGACAAUGUGUGCCACUGCUCACAGGCAAUACGUAAUUCAAAAUACGAGUAG